Molecule: messenger RNA, 9118 nt
Organism: Varroa destructor (honeybee mite)
Lineage: Eukaryota; Metazoa; Arthropoda; Arachnida; Mesostigmata; Varroidae
Product: zinc finger protein castor homolog 1-like
Biological process (GO): positive regulation of transcription by RNA polymerase II; regulation of neuron differentiation
Cellular component (GO): nucleus
Molecular function (GO): DNA-binding transcription factor activity, RNA polymerase II-specific; RNA polymerase II transcription regulatory region sequence-specific DNA binding
Source: RefSeq, a predicted model, not a curated record
UCAAGCAGGCUCUUUGCCGCCAGGUGAGCGUCGCAUCACCGUUGGGCAAAAGCUAACUGCAAAAAUCAACUGCGCACGGAGCCUGCUUCGUCGGUGUCAGCAAACAAAACGUAGUCGACCAUCAAUUGGUGCACGUCCAAUACCCUUCUGGACAAACAGCGGUUAACGGGAAUGAGUAAAAGGACCUAGAAUCAAAAAUUCUGUGAAUAACAUCAGCAUAUUGUUUGAGGACAGUUAGCAACAGCCUAAACUCUGGCAGAACACAGCUUCCGUGAAUUGUCACCUUAACAUUAUUUGCGCUGCCAAAUAGUUAGCAGAUAUGCAGAAAACCUUGCGUGACUGACUGUGUGUGUAUGUGUGGGUGGGUGUGUGUGUGUGUGUGCGCGUGUGUGUGUCUGUGUAUGUGUGAGAGAUAAAUUUGCGUUGACGAUAUCGUAUCCGACCAACAGCUAAUCACAAUCGUCUAUGGCAGCGUUGCGGUUCUCGGAAGACGGUAAUAUCUUAUUUGUCCGCGUAAUAACAACGGCUACUAUGGACAGCGUCAUCAGCAGUAACUAACCUGUCGUGCAAUGAUAACGACAACAACAACCUGACAUCACGACCGAUCUGGACAACAGUGCACGAUGCGUGGGCGGCAGCUGUCUUGAUUAAUUUGACAAACAAGUGCUCAUGCAGCGUGCAUGCCUAGGCCAGCAGGCGAAUAUCAAUGACGACCACAAUUGUCCUAAUAGUAACGAAGGACGAAGAUCGCUCAAAGGACUUCUGUAGUGAUCUACUGUGGAAAAAUCGGAAGACAAAGGUAGCGGCUGUGACAUAGCCGAUGUGCAUGUUCAGGUGAUUGAAUGAGCAGGUGCAGAGUGAAUGCGCGUGACACGGAAAAACGUUUCUACGCAAAAAAAAACUAAUAAACUGAAUCAGAGGGACUACCAUUGUGACACUUAGUGGAUUUAAUGUGCUGUUUGGGUUUCGAGUCGCCAAUAUCAAGCAACAUCGUUUUAGUGAACCUUGUGGACGCUUUGUGAAAGAGACGAACCUAGAACAACUUCGAAAAAUAUUAAAACUAAUAAUAAGCGAACACGUUUUGCGCACGUAAAACUUAUUAGCCGUUGUCUCGAACAGGGAUACUUUUUGCUCAAACUCUGAGCGUUGCGGUGACGCCAAAAGAAAUCACCGUACGUAACUGUGCCGCGAGAAACUUUGUGACCGCCAAAAUUUAAGAAUUGAUCAACAAUAGCCUACGGUGCCUAGGCCAACUCGUGACCUGUCCACCUAAGUCCGAUGUCGGUUACAGCCGGUCGAAUUCUCGCUGUCGUUGUUGUGGCUGUGGUGGUAUGACCGCAAUGCCGCUGCAGCUGGCGACCGAGGCGCCGAGUAGCGUCGUACAGCCGGGCAGUGUCCAACUGGCCCAGCUCGUGCAGACCUCGUGCACCGCCGUCGCGGCUGCUGCCACAGCAGCUGCCUUACAACAACAACAACAGCAGCAGCAUCUGCACAAUCAUAACCACAUCAAUAGCGACGACAUUGCUCCGACGACGACGACGACAAUAGCAACAACGUCAUCAUCAUCAUCGGCUGUGAAUCUGCCCAUAGCCGUCUCGCCAACGACUAAGACAAAUAAAGCAAGUCCAACGGUAGCGAAAGCCUCGGAAUCGGAAAGCUCGUGUCCCUCGUCACCGCGCGGACCGUCUGGCAGUAAGUCAUCCCCAAACUCUCCAAGGCGGAUUUCCGAGAACAACAACGCCACCUCCGAUGUCCCCGAUAGCAAUGACCUAGGUCAUACCGAUAACGGAAUGACCGACGUGGAUCGCAUUGGAUUACAAGCCGAUGCACAUGGAGAGCAGACGACAACGCCGUCUGCAACAGACGACGCAACCAGUCGGGCACGUUUAUCUCAACAGCUGCAGGACCAACUGCAGGAGCUGCAACACCAACAACAACAACAACAAAAGCAGAUGGCAUUUCAGAAUCAACUUCAGCUAGCAAGUCGUAGCUUGAAUAAACGCAAAAACUUUCAGCCCAAAAACAUCCAGCAGGACGAGGUGGCUUUGUCGGCCUCAGUGACCUCGGAUGCACCUCUUGAUCUGAGCGGGCCAGAACCUUCGAAAAGGUCCCAGACCCCGCCUGCGUCACCGUCUCCCGGUGCUGGCCUCCCAGGACCAAUACUUCACGGUGCCACGGUCCUGCCUGCUACGACACAUACUACCCACGUGAUGUUAAAGGAACUACUCUCCCUUUAUGGACUUAACGAGGUGGCGGAGGGUUUUCUCAAGCACUCAAUGCAAAACCAGAAUACUUCCUCAGCGUUUGCCCCUGGCAAGCUUAUCGAAUUAAUGACGUCACUUCCUGGUGGCCAGCUGUUUAACCCUGGAGCCAAUUUCCCAGGCGGUAGCAGCGGAAACCUGACAACAGGCGCCAGCUCAGAAGCCGCCUUGGGGGGCUUGGCACUGCCAGCUGGGGUGAUACCGCCUGGCGGUAGAGUAACGCUAUCCGCGCCCCUCAGUCCCGCGUCCACCUCCUCAUGUUCAUCACUUCCCGAACAGCGGAAUAGCAGUAGUACCGCAUCAAACGGCUCUUCGUCUGGGGCCGUCGGGGGCUCUGGCGUUGGUUCCAGCGGGAGUGCGGGUUAUCCCCAAUCUCCUGACCGUAUUCGGGACGCAUUUCUAGCCAACAGGCUGACACACCAGAUGUUUCCACCGAUGUUGGGAGGCUCCCAGAUGGGAUCCGGGUCAACUGCAUCUACAGCUUCGUGUCUACUGAUGACACCUCCAUCGAUGCAAUCAGUUCACAGGGCCACUGCCCCCUGUGGAACCAGUUUGGGAGGAAGCAUCACCUGCACUAGUAGCAGCUCUAACGUUGGGCCUACCAGCGCCGGCGGAAGUUCAAGCAGCAGCAGCAGCAGUAACAGUUUACUAAUAACGCCACCCACCAAUCUCAACAAGCCUACGAACGCUAACACAGCAAAAGAUGGAAAAAAUGCCGCGCUUGAUUAUUCCCGUUAUAUUCGCCGUUACCCGAGCUCCAAGCACUGCGGCAACAAUUACUGCAAGGACCUCAAUUAUCGUGAGCAUUAUCACUGCCUCGACUGCAACUUCAGGGUGUUCGUGAAGAAGGAAGAGAUGGUUCGUCAUUUCAAAUGGCAUAAGAAACGGGACGAAAGUCUUCAGUACGGAUUUCUACGCUACUCACCAUCAGACGAUUGUUCUGUGAAGUUUCCUGAUUGUGUCCACAACAGAAAACAGACCCAUUACCAUUGCAUGCACGACAAAUGUGACAAGUGCUAUAUUUCAACAUCGGACGUGCAGAUGCACUCAAACUACCAUCGCAAAGAUAUCGCCAUUAUUCAAGAAGGAUUUCAGCGAUUCCGCGCUACCGAGUGCUGCGAAACGCCAGCAUGCGCGUUCUACGGCCAACGGACGACACACUUCCAUUGUAUCCGUGACAACUGUUCGACGACGUUCAAAAAUAAGGCUGAUAUCGAAAAGCAUAAGACGUACCACAUCAAGGACGAACAGCUAGCCAAAGAUGGAUUUAGAAAGUUUCUUAAGCACGAAGCAUGCGUGUUCGCUGGCUGUCGAUUCCACCUUGUAUGCAAUCACAUUCAUUGCAUCCGACCCGGCUGCAAUUACGUACUGCAGAGUUCUGGCCAACUGUAUUCUCACAAGCGGAAACAUGAGCGACAGGAUAGCGAACUCGCUUAUCGGAAAAUCAAGAUGGCGCAAGUCCAACAGCAGGGUGGGAUGUUGUCACCAGGGGAAGCUGCGGCGGCCGCGUUAGCAGCUGCGAUGCCCCCGGGGGCGAUCCUGGGUGUCCCUGGUGACCUGAAGGCACCAGAUUCUCCUCCCGGAGUUUCACAACAAGCACUUCAGUCGCGGUCUGGCACUCCCGGAAGUAACGGACAUAACACGAGCUAUACCCCAGUUGAUACUAGCACGCCGAAGAGCCAGCUUGGCUAUGGGAAGAGUAGUUCGAGUAUCUUCGGCUCGAUAGCUUCAGCCAAUAGCUUGAUACCUGUGGAUGACGAGGACCGGAUGCCGAUCCUUGCGGAUGAUGAUACGUGGACCCGCUUCAUGAACCGUUAUCCCGUUGGCGAUGUGUGCAAGGCCGAUUGCGAUCUCAUGUACCGCGAGCACUACCAUUGUAUUACAGACAACUGUACAGCUGUUAUCCAGGCAGGGCCGAACGGCGAAUCCCGCGAAGCCAAUGAGCAUGCAGCAAGCCAUGAAUAUCAGGAUCGCAUUACGCAAUCUUUUUUUCAUACCGUGGGCAAAAGCAUCGAGGCUGAUUGUACUAAGGAUUUUUGCCCAUACUACCUCCGAGAGAAACACUACCAUUGUAUUUGGCCGGGUUGUAAGGACAUCGUGAGCAGCAGUGACCCGCCAUUCAAGCGGCUCGAACAUUUCAAGUUCCAUGACCUCAACGACAAAAAUGCCAAACCAACCAAAGAGGAAUUAUUAGCACGGACCCCGUGCGCCGUAACAGGCGAUGGCAAUGUCAACUUUCCAAAGAAGCGGGGUCGACCCGCUAAGCUCGAUUCACCUAAGGUAGCCGCUGUAACCGGAGGUACCAGCAGCCCCCUUGCCACACCGGUGGGGAGUGCCACAACGAUCGCACCGGUUACGCCCCUGAAUGGACAACUCGCUGCACAACUUCAGAAUACGAUGCGCCUUUUGGCUGAAGGCCAGCAACAUCAGCAGCAGCAGCAGCAGCAGCACCAGCAGCAGCACCAGCAACAACAACAGCAACAAGUGCACAUGCAGGCAAAUGCAGAUGACUCUCUGGGCUGUAUACCCCGUUCGCUCGACGACUCCCUUCUUUCUGGUCAAGCAGAUGGCGGCGCUCUCUGUUCAGUAGAAGGCUUCGACGUAUUCCGCUUGGGCGGACCAUGCCCUGACGAGCUCUGCGCGUUCUCGGAAUGCGACCGCCAUUUCCACUGCACAGUACCACGAUGCCAUUAUGCGACCAACCGAGAAGAUAUUCUCGAGCUGCACUCGAAAGAUUUUCAUGACAGCAUAGAUAUUGGCGAAACUUACGAGUUCUACGACCGUAGCGUGGACUGCCGUCGACAGAACUGCGAAAGCAAUCGACGCAGUAGGCAUUUCCACUGUACUCGUGAUGGUUGCGAUUUCUCGUUCGUGCGCGUCUCAGCCAUCAGUGCACACGACGCAACGCACGCCUCCCAGGCGCAGACAAUAGCACAUCACUCGGCGGCAUCGUUGGUUACUGGCACAGGUUCUCCAUCCCCGGGGGCGCCACUUACACCGGUGACGCCGGUAAAGUGUGAGCCAACCGUUGGCGAACUAUCGGCCAGCCAGGCUACCUUGUCGUCCCCUGAAGACCAAAGAAACGCCAACUCGUCACCGUUCUCGAAGAAGACAUCCGAUGGUGAAGAAUCGAAGUUAACAGCCGCAAGCAGCAGUCCCGAUCAGUCGCCGCAGGCUGGCUCCAUUGGUGGAGGAAGUAGUGGUGGGGCAGGCGCUGGACUAGCUGGCAUGGUCAAAUCGGCUGGCAUUUUCUUUCCACUGUCGGCUCUCCACAAAGAAGCAACCCUCCUCAAGGAGGAGCCGCCGAGUCCUUUGAGCAGUACUGGAGCACCAGAUCAGGCCGCAGCACUCGCGUUGCAGCAGCAGUUAAGCGGACUGCUACGUACGCCCGAAUCAGGAGAUGCCAGUAGCAUCCUUCAGAGUCCUCGCUUUGCCGGAUCUGUGUGCCUUUCAGGUGCACCCCUUUUCUGGGGCUUGAGUGGAUCCCCUCAGGCCACCGCCGCAGCCGCUCAAGGCUAUAUGCACGGUAUGCUUUCACUAGGUGAUCUCAGCCAGGCAGCCAGUCCAUUGGUCGCCAUUGCCGCGAGCAACCUUCAACAGCAGCAACAGCUGCCAACUGAAUUGCAACUCCAUCACCAAUUGGCUAACUCUGCCCAAUCACCGCUGGCUGGCACAAACCCCGAGUUCCUCUACGGUGUCGCAGGCGGUGUCGGAAACGUCUCUGCUGCUCUCGGAGAGAAACGAACCUUCCCCUUCAAUAGCUGCGCAAUCCCAAGUCCUCCGGGGAGUGUCGCGACCGGAGGAGCCAAACGUCCUCGGUCCAAUCCAUCUGCCGCAAGGCCAGAACGUCCCGAAGAGCCUGUUCCCCCCGGCUAUGCUAAGUUCCGCUUUAACGAGGACUGCCGCCACGACGGGUGCAACUAUCGGGAGCACCAAACACACUUCCACUGCGAGCGUAUGGAUUGUGGCUAUUCAUUCUGCGACAAGACUCGCUUCUCGCAGCACUCCGCCCGCCAUGACCGCUUGGACAGUGUUAUGGGCAGCGAUUUUCGCCAGUUUAGAGCGGGCGUAUCCUGCGGCCGGCAGGACUGCACAUUUGGGUUGGCAACGCAAGCGAAAGUGCCUGGCGCCGCAAAGGCAUCGCACUACCAUUGCAGCAAGUGCGAUUUCGUCUGCUCGGAUACUAACAAAGUGGCUGCACAUCGGAAGCAACAUGCCAAGUUGGACUCUGUCGCAGCAGCGGGAUUCGAAAAGUUUGGUCCUCCUGGAUCAGGCUCGCGGGAUUGCCCCGUCGAAGGAUGUGCCCACGCCAAGCAGACACAUUACCACUGUCUUAUCUGUCGACAUUGUGUUCUCGGACUGGCCCAGAUGUCUGCACAUAAAUAUAAACAUCUCGAUGAACAACAGUCAGGGGCGACUAGCCCAGACCACGAUCACGGAUCCGGCUUGACGUCAGAUCAACUGUCUUCGCUCACAACGGCUGCCGCGGCCGAUGCCGUUAUAACAGUUGGAGCACAACAGCCGUCGCCGGCCACAACGGCGGUCUAAGGCGAAGAGUUUUGGCUUAGAAGUGAUUUUCCAACCUCCGCACGCCUUUGGCGCUCGAGUACACAGUUGGUGUCUGAAGGUGUAAAGAAGUUCCUGGUAAAAGCCGAUUGUAGAAGGGCCUUGCGUCCGCCUGUGACUGUGUACAGCGGUGUGCUUAUGAAACAGCAACGAACCAAAGCCAUGGACAAAACGCAAACAUUGUAAGUGCAAUCAAAUCCGCAAGCAAAAAUGCUUAGUAUAACGGAUUCCAAUAAAUUGUAUGCUGAAUAGUCUCUAAUGAGCAACUUGUCAGGAAACCCUUUGAGUAAUGACUUUAUCUAAAAAAGGGAUAAAGAGGAACAGAUCUGACUUCUCCUUGAAGGAGUGCUGAAUUAAGAAUGUGGCAAGCCAGCAUUAUGUCACCGAUCAUAUGAUGUAGACGAGUCCAUUAUAUUUGUACCGCCAAGCAAUGUCUCUAGAUUAUCAGGCAACAAACAUGUGAAGCUUCGUAGAAGCUGCACACAACAUAUAAAUAGAAUCACGCUGGUGAUCAUAUAUAUAUAUAUUAAUUACUCUAUUGUGCUUCAACGGCUGUCAUUCAGGGGCAAAUGAAUACGCUGUAUAUAUCGAACAAGCAUAUUCGAAAUGUCUUGCCUUUAGAUGCCUGUCGAAAAAAAGCUAAGCGAAGGGCAAGCUUUGAGAACACACGAAGAUAAUACCAUUAUUAUUAACAAAUGUUACUACAUCAUAUUCCUUAAGAAAUAAGCGCAAAUUAUAUGAAAAAACGCAGCCGAACUACAAUGUUUAAAGGAAGUUAGAGAUCUUUUCUUAACGUAACGGUAAGAAUGAUAUGGCACGUAUGGUAUGAUAGGCCAUUUUAUGUGCUGCCUGUAGUUAUACCUGAUGGCCUACGGACCACUAAGGGCUAUAAGAAAAGAAUAACUAUUAAUAUAUGAAAUAGCAUAAUCGAAUCCGGACAGUGAACAGGUCCUUCUCAGAAUAUUGCCGACUUUGCUGUAUACAGAGAAAAUUGGGAAACCGAUUUGCUAUCAGUCGUAGCAGGCAAUCCUUUCCCUUUUCACUAUUCUAAUUGUCUGCCCGAUAAUAAGUCCUUGGUCAACCGGUGUAAUUGCGGGACGAUUGCACAUCUGUGAGCAGCUUUUAGGCAAAGGGAUGCUGAGUCCGACAACUUUUUUCUUUGAACUUCUUUCGCUUAAGCGACAACUGGCACAAAGUGUCCGGGAACUAUACAGCUAAGAGCCCCCGCAUCUAUCUCGCUUCCAUAUUGAUAACAGUGAUGAUAAAUGUAUCACAGUAAUUAUUAAGAAAAAAUAAUCAUAUGUUGAGUAAUUAUUAUAUAUUGCGAUGUAUUAGUACUUAUUACAAGUCGGCAGCGUUAUUUAGGUGUACCUCUUGAGCGUUUCAAAGAUGCGAAAAGAACAAAAAAAAAAACAACGAAUGUCUACGUCCGACAUAAUGCGUUGAAGUGAAGACCGUAAAAAACUUGCGCCGGUUGAAAUACUUAACCCAUAUGUUCCAGAAUAAAAAACAAUGGUCUGCUCAAGCAGACUAAGUAUUCUCGUCUGCUAAAGCAGACUACAGCCUCGCGUCUGCAUAGCAGACGCUACUUGUCAUUAAAAGUGACUACAUAAAAUGACGCUGCAAAUAAUAUCUCGUUCGAUGGUGUGAAUGUAUGAGUGACCAAAUCAUUGGGGCAGAGGUAUACUGGGCGUGUGUAUGUAUCCAAUCGGAACCGAAAAUUACUCUUGCUGCUAGAAAGCCCGAAAAGUUCGCGGCAACGAAAAUGAAAAAUAAAAACAGAAGCGAGAGAGUGAUACGUAAGAGGAAUGGAGAGACAAUUAAAGAAAACAAAGAAGCUUUCAAAAAAGCUCGGUGUACAUUUGAAAAGCAAGACGAUAGAAGUCUUCUAAUGGAAUUAUCCUGUGUGACAUCGCAGAUGACAGCGUGGGCUUUAUACAGAAACAUAAUAGGAAACGAUAUGUUAAUAGUACGAAAUGAGAGUAACUCCAGGGAACGAGCUACAGUAUGAAUUAGGUAGUUACUUACGCAUAGAUUACAAAAUCUUAUCGUUAGGGAAAUGACGCCACGGAUAUUACUGAGAAUUUAACGUAGCUUUUCAAUCUCUCCGUCGUGAUGGGUAUUAUAAUUGAUUUACUUCAAGCCUACGUUGCGCACAACAUGAAAUUUGUAUUUGUCCGGAAGAACUCCGGAUAAGGAUACACCAAUAAAAUUCACGAGGAAAACUAUGAAUGGGAAUAACAUUAUAGUAGUAACGGUGAUCGGCGUAGUCAAGUCCCUCCUUCGAAUCC